This is a messenger RNA of Hibiscus syriacus, 759 nucleotides long. RefSeq names its product vascular-related unknown protein 1-like. NCBI's taxonomy places the organism in Eukaryota, Viridiplantae, Streptophyta, Magnoliopsida, Malvales, Malvaceae. The record is from RefSeq and is a predicted model, not a curated record. Gene Ontology annotation, biological process: xylem development. The coding region runs from base 83 to 523 and encodes 146 amino acids. The transcript is spliced from 2 exons.
UUUCACUUGUUAUAAAUCCUCCAUUGUCAAGAGCUUCUCGACUUUCUUUUCAAUCUAUAGAACUCAUCUCUCUCUUUUGGAUAUGGAAGAUUACUCCAUCAAUUCAUACGUUGUUUCCAAGCAAAAAACAACACCCAAAGACGACGAGGAUUCAGUCGAAGAAAGUGGCUGGACUGCUUAUUUUGUAGAUUCCUCAAAAAACAAUCAUCGACAUGAUCAUCAGCAGCAGCAGCAAAACUGUUAUAGUUCUAGUUUCGUUUGCGGUUCUUCGUUGGUCUCUGAUGCCGCGACGACUCCAGGCGCUGCAUGGAAAUCAUCCGACAAAAACAUCGACCAUAAUCGCCAUGCUUUUCCCAAUAAAUGGAGGUUCAAGAAAACAAGAACCAAAGAGAUUCGUGACGACGAGGAUGAUUCUUUGGAGGAUACCGCAAGCUCACCUGUCAAUAGUCCCAAGGUCCGUGAUGACUGGAAAUCAAAUGAUAUGAAUCCCAGAAAGAGAGAAGAUCAAGCAGGCCUUAGUUAACUAUCUCGAUGUUAGUUAACUAUCUCGGUUAAUAUCGGUAAUCCUCCGGCACGACUGUAAUUUUCGAUCAUGUCGCAUCGAUAACAACAAAAGUCGAAAUCGAAAAUUAACGAUCAUAAUAUCAUGUCGCUGCCGCUAUGUUACUUGCAGCCACUCCCUCUUAUUAUCCUCUCUCAUGUCUUCCUUUGAGAUCAUUGAAUCCAGUUGUACAUUAAUCACAUAUGAUAGAAGUAAGA